UGUAAACAAUUUUUUCCUUGUCCUUCAUGUGUUUUUAUUUUCACAUUCUAGUUAACGUUUUUUAUCAAAAUAAACGAACAAAUGGUCGACGUUAAUGUUGCAAAGUAUUUCUCAGCUUUAGAGACUCUGAAACUCACAGAUGACGAAGGGGUUGCAGGAAAUAACCUUGGUGUUAACCGAAGGCAUCGCUUGGAACUCAAUAUUUCAAUACUGCAGAAGUUAAUACCAGCGGAAGUAAACGUAUUACUUGAGGAAAUUCUAGUCACACUUAAUGCUCAGUGGUUGGAAAAUGAGUUGCAAUUUCAUCCUCUUCAUAUCGCUAAUGAAGACAAAGAGCUCACCUAUGUCGCAUAUAUGCAAUUUAUGCUACUCCAAAUUAUAGACAGUGUUGCCUUCAACAGCGAAGCUAAAGAAGAUCUCAUAUCGACGCAUCACCUGAACCAAUGUAUUGAAGCAGUACAGGAUGUGGCGACACAUGCCUUACAUGGGCAGUUACAUAGCACAUUCUAUGAAGCAAGCGUUUUUAAAGAUAAGGGCGCAUCAAAAAGUAGUUGCAGUAAUCCUGCUUUACUUCUAUUAUCCAUAGAAGUAUUUGAGCGCUUCUUAAAAAUCAAGCAAUUUCAUAUGGCAAACGCGAUGGAGACGGUGAUGCGGGAUUACAUGGCAGCAAUAUUCAGUUUGCGUUUGGCAAAUAUUAUGCAAGAAUUUUCACUGCAGGAACAAUCGCUUAAGGUGUUGCAAAACAAACUCAAUUAUAUUUGGCUAUAUGUAACCAAAGUGGAAUACAUGCGCAAUAUAAUGCUGAUGAAGGGCAUACCACGUGCGCCAACUGACUUGCAAAAGCAACUGCAUCAAGAACUCAUACAAAAACUGCUAUCCAAAGAUGGAUUCACAACGUUGGUUGCAACUUUACAUACGGCACAAAGUGCACAAUCCACUAGAGCUGAUGAGAGCAGAGCGUUGCAAACUGAGAAGCAAGUUUUUGAGAUUAUUUCUAAUAUAGUCGCUUUCCGUGGUCAUACGCAACGCGCACAAAGCGUACUGAUAAGACAAGUAUUUAAAUUUCUUGAUACUUGCUUAUUAAAUGAAAGUGCGAUGAUCGACUGUAUGGGCGCUGGGCUGUUAUCACUUCGUCGCCUCUACGAUUUAAGCGCAGUAAAUAAGUCUGAGAUAAGCGAAAUUUUUGCAAAUAAUCUUGCUAAAUUAAGUCAACCGACAGACAUACUUAGCGGCCUGAUUGUUUUGGAACAUAGAGAUCUAGCGUUGCUCAUCGCCGCAACAUAUCAACUUUUCUGCAGUUCAACAGUUGAAUGUCUACCCAGUGAAUUAUUGAUUCCUUAUCAGCCGCUAUUUUUGCAAAUGUACUAUCAUAUGCCGGAUGGAUUUCUGCAAAAGAAACAACUUGCAAGCAUUGUAGUGCGUUGUCUACACAAUCGUACAAAUGAUGAGUUGAAAGAAAUUAUAGCCAAAUUGUAUAAGCAAACAUUUGAUAGCGAUUGGCAUCGGCUGCAUCCACGCAUAAUUAUCUAUCCUAAUGCCGAGCAAACCCAACUUACUGUAAAAAUAGGCAGCAUCGAUGUAAAACAAGAAUUUAGUCCCUCAUUAGCGUUGCCAGAGCUACUAAUGAAUACUGAACACCACCAGCUCACCUAUAGAAUAUUCAUGAUUUUAUUGCACCAAAUGUCGCUCACCUUAGCUGACGAUGGUCUCGCCCAACAAGAAACGCAAAUCGAGUUGUUGGAAACCGAGGAAGAGUUACUUGCAUUCCUUAACUCCAAAUACCCGGUAAAGGUAGAGAUUUUACUCUCCCUUAACACACUUAUAUCGCAUCAACCGCUUAAGGCGCAAAUUUCGGAAAAUACCGUCGAAUUUUUACGCUUCCUACGCACAUUGCUGCAGCAACGUUUAAGCAAGCGCAAUGCGGCUAAUAUCAGCAGCCAACAAACUGAAGCUAUGGAUCAAACAUUACUUAUUUUACUCACCCUCACCCAAGAGCUACUUGAACAAACACAAAUUCCUGAAACUUACCGAGACUUGGUGCCCGCACUCCGUCAGCUGCAAACGCAAUCGCCCAACCAGCUUAUACAUGAGCGUAUUAAAUGUCUAAUCUCGCUGCUUAGUGGCGAAUUAAAAGCAAAUGCUGCACAGCAAUCGAGCGCCUUUAAUACAGGGCGCGCCCUAAUCGAAUCCAAGGAGUCUCAUAUGCAGGUCUAUGGCAUACAAAUGUUUUUAGAUUUG
This is a messenger RNA of Rhagoletis zephyria (snowberry fruit fly), 2238 nucleotides long. RefSeq names its product transport and Golgi organization protein 6-like. The record is from RefSeq and is a predicted model, not a curated record. NCBI's taxonomy places the organism in Eukaryota, Metazoa, Arthropoda, Insecta, Diptera, Tephritidae.